Molecule: messenger RNA, 3261 nt
Organism: Anolis carolinensis (green anole)
Lineage: Eukaryota; Metazoa; Chordata; Lepidosauria; Squamata; Anolidae
Gene: spa17
Product: sperm autoantigenic protein 17
Exons: 5
Coding region: 293-838 (181 amino acids)
Molecular function (GO): calmodulin binding
Source: RefSeq, a predicted model, not a curated record
CCCUCCCUCCCUCGGCGCCCCUUAGUCCCAAGCCAAUGGCCCCGGAGUAGUCGCGCUUGGGGCCCGAGCUCCGCCCCUGAGUCCAAAGGGCCUAGCCUGACUGCUACAUCCCGCCUCGAGCCUCCACAGCUUCGUCCCCCGAACAACUCGAGCCGGGCCUCGGGAGGUGAGCAGAGGCCAAGGAUUCAAGGCAGGCGGAAACAAAAGCCGAGCGGCAGCGCGAUUGGAUUAUGAUUCUUCCAUUGGUCUUAUAAAUGAAGCUGCAGGUGAGACGGAAGCCUACUGAGCUGCAAUGUCGAUUCCAUUCUCCAAUACCACACAACGCAUUCCUCCAGGGUUUGCAAAUCUGCUCGAAGGCCUUGCCAGGGAAGUCUUGAGAAGCCAGCCUGAAGAUAUUCCAAGCUUUGCAGCCAAGUACUUUGAAACUCUUCUCAUCGAAAGAGAAAAAACUGGAUAUGAUCCAAGUGAAUGGGGAGCAAAGCUAGAUGAUAGAUACUACAACAAUCAUGCUUUUAAUGAACUUGCACCACCAGGUGGUGGUGAUAAACUGGAGGAUAGUGGGGAAAAGUCUGCGGCAGAGCCAGAGGCGGGAACUAAGGCAAGCGGAGUCAAUUUAACAGAAGAACAAGCUGCUGUAAAAAUCCAGGCAACUUACAGAGGGUUCAAAACUCGGAAAGAUGUGAAAUUCCCAAAACAAGAUUUGAAAGAAGGAGAGGAAGAAGGAAAGGAGGAAGGAAAGGAAGAAGGAAAGGAGGAAAAAAAGGAAACUGGGCAAGAAGCUGGAAGAGAAACUGGAGAGGAGAAAGAGGCCAGCGAACCUGACAAUAAAGUGCAAUAGUAAUCGGAUACAGCAAUUCUGCCACCAGUCAAGUUUUAAAAUUGUCUGAAGCCAAAAGCCCCAUUGGUCUGCUUUAGAAGCGUGUCCCAAGUUUAUGAUAUAAACCACAGACUUAAAAAAAUGCAUCAUGUCAUUCUUGGUGCUUGCCGGCAGAUCAAUAAACUGAAUUGGAUUAACAUGCCAUUUUGGGUGACUACCUAUACUGGGAUUCAUACCAUUCCUUUAUUUUAAGUGUGAUAAAGAAGAAAAGGAUAUUUGAUGUUCUUGGUAUUCUGGAUAUCAAAGACCCACUUAGAUUAUUCUUUUUGUGAUCUCCCUCCCUUGUUAUGCCCAUGUGUUCCAUAUUCUUGACCUCUUUUUGGUUGGAUUUAUUGGGAUUGAAAUGGGGGAAGUGUUGUGCAGAAGUUAUUACACAUUUCCAUAUGCGUUUCAGUUUCUUUGAAGCCAUGAAAUCUAAACAACAAAGAUCCCCACUCCCAGAGUCAGGGGUUUUGCUAUCUGCCUUUAAAAACAUCCAAGAUUAUUUAUAUUGAUUUUGAAUGUUAAUACUGUACCUUCUAUCCCUAAUAUAUAGGGCUGGUAAAGUAUUUACAUACAAUAUUAGCCUUGAUUUUCACAGCAGUCAGAUCAGAAGGAAUGUGAUGACCUCUGCUCUGAAGAGGCACAUAUGUUUCCUUUUGUCUCAGUUAUUAUCACUGGUUUCUUCCCAAUCCCAGUUUCUGCUUUAUCUUCCUGUCCUGUUCCAUGGCAGAAUUUGUAUUCUAGGUUCCUUUUGAAAGGCCAAUCCAUGUGACCUGUGAAGUCUGUUGAUUUAUUUUUGACAAGACGGAGGUCCAUUUUGUGUAUGCUUCCUUGGAGGUACACACUCUGUAGUUGUGUUUAAGAGUGUAGCCUCAAUCUCGGUUACAAGAUUAAUUUAUAGGGAGGUAUCAUCUAGGUGGAGUAUGUGGCUAAUGACAUUGCCAUAGGAUGAUAAAAUGCUGUUGGUAUUUCACAAACAAGAUAAGAGUGAGGCAUGGUUGAAUUUCCAUUUCCAUAAACCAAAAAACAAGCAGAAGCUUUUGCCUAUGUAAGAUUGGAAAAGCUGUAUUUGAAGACGAGUUUCCAAAAUUUCACAACUAGCAUGAACAGUGGCCACGCUGACAGGCAGGGAGGACCCUCAUGUCAUUUAUCAUACAAAAAACUUGCUUUGUGCCCUCCCAUCUUCCUCCCAAGCUAAUGAACAGCUUCAGGAAUGCAGAAGCUUUUUCCUCUGAACGGUUUGGAUCCUUGGAAAAAGUCAGUCAGGAGCGGCAGUCGAUGAUGGGCAGAACCACAACCAAAGUUGGAUAGGAUCCACAGGAUUGUAUUGUUUUCCCUCUGCGACAACACAAUUCCCCUCAGUUUCUCUUCCUGCCAUCACAUCUCCCUCCUACAGUGUAGGUUUUGAUUUCAUGUUUUCGAAAUGCUUUACUUUUGCCAUGUAAUUUUGUAAACCUCACACCCACUGAUUAUAUUAUUGUGUAUAUGAUUUUGUUGUCUUGGUUUUAUGUAUCUCGUUCUGUACCAAAGCCCUUUAAUGCUUUUGUGUUAGGAAUAUCCUAGAUAAAACUGUGAUAUUAGCUGUUGAUAAAACUGCAACCAGCAGAUGGUGCUUGUCAUAGAGUUUGGUCUCUGCAAGCAGGAAGAAAGCACUUUGUUACCUCCAAUAUGGUAUCCUGCCUUUCUCUAAACUCCACAUGGAACCAGAACAGAUUGUGUAAGUUUAAUUAUAAUCGCAAUUCAUCUGGUUGCAUUAAUGGUCUCAAACACCACUAUAAAGCAUUCAAACUUGUUAUUAAUCCCCCAAAGUAGCAUACAAGAGCUACAAUUUUGUAGACCAAAUUGUUUCCGGUGUUGUGUUACAGUUGUUUGAGGGAAGAAUUAAGCUAGACUUGCAUCAUGGGAUGCACUCUGCAGAAAAAGGAGAAUUAGCACAAUUCCCAGAUGUGCAGAUUUGCAUGGAGUCUUGGCUUUCUUUCGGGGUAUUUGGGGAGGAAAUUAUCUCAGAAAAUGAGACAAUCCACCCAAGAAAAUAUGUAUGCUGCAUACUUCUCCAAAACAAUAUAUAUGCUACAUACAUAUUAUCUUGGGUGGAUUGUCUCCUUUUCUAAAAUAAUUUCCUUACAAAAUGCCCCCAAAAGGAUGUCAAAACUCCAUGCAAAUCUGUGAAUUCUCCUAUACAUGAUUACAGCCAUGAUAUGGGGCACUUGAGGUGGGAGGCAUUGUCAAGGGCUUCUCUGUUGCCGAUGGAGUGUGUAUUCUCUAGCCAUAUUUUUAAGAAACCUACAAAUGUUGCUUUUUUGUAAUUUGCAUACUAUUCUAGUCUUCUCUUGUUCCUUAAACUUUCAGGGUUGGAGCAGACUAUCAAUCCAAAGCGGUAAUAAAGAUCCUCUUUACAUGAA